AUGCAUGUGCUUCCAAUCCAUGCCUCGGUGGAAGCACCUGUGAGGAACGUGAUGACCAUACCUAUGUGUGUCUGUGUGCAGCUGGAGAAGUUUACGGUCCUCAAGGCUGUCAAAGGGAUCCCAUUCAAGAAGAAGCUCUUCAAGAAAAAAGAGAAAGACAUUUGGAAAGUUCCUUACUUUUCCAAAGGCCCACCAUCCUAUAACAGCGGUGAUAGCUUUUUCACCUGGGUCAAAGAAUCACCGUACAGCCCAGGAAAUUCAGGGGCCCCACGAAUCCCGCGGGCCAAACUCAGUCCCGACUGGGACAGCAUGCCCAGCUCUGAGUGGACUCCGAGUAACAGCCGACAAAGCUUGAUUCCUUCGGGGAUGAAUUUGCAAUUCAGCGAUGGCCAAGAUAACAUGUUUUCAUUCUCCCCGAGUCCUCCCAGGAACAUCCCCUACGAGGAGGUCCAAGCCAGAAAUAGCCCUUAUCACCAGAUCCGAGCCACAAACCCUUACGCCAAGACCCAAGGCCAGACCAGCCCUUAUUUAACAACAGUUGCUCCAACCACAACCACAGCGACUCCAAUCACAACUACACCAGUUCCAACAACCACCACAACAACACCAGUUCCAACAACCACCACAGAUGCUCCAACCACAACUACAACAACUACAGCAGUUCCAACAACCACCACAGCGGCUCCAACCACAACCACAGCAGCUCCAACAACAACCACAGCAGCUCCAACCACAACCACUGCAGCUCCAACCACAACUACAGCAGCUCCAACAACAACAACUACAGCUCCAACCACAACUACAGCAGUUACAACUACCACCACAGUGGACCCAACAACAACCGCAGUGGCUCCAACAACGACCACUACAGUGGCUCCAACCACAACCACUGCAGCUCCAACAACAACCACAGCAGCUCCAACCACAACUACACCAGUUCCAGUGGCUCCAACCACAACCACUGCAGCUCCAACCACUACAACAGCAGAUCCAACAACCACCACAGUGGCUCCAACCACGACUACAGCAGUUCCAACAACAAACACAGGAGCUCCAACCACAACUACACCAGUUCCAAAUACCACCACAGUGGCUCCAACAACAACCACAGAUGCUCCAACCACAACCACAACUACAGCAUCUCCAACAACAACCACAGUGGCUCCAACAACAACCACAGUCGCUCCAACCACAACCACUGAAGCUCAAACCACAACUACAGCAGCUCCAACAACCACCACAGUGUAUCCAACAACAACCACAGUGGCUCCAACCACAACCACUGCAGCUCCAACAACCACCACAGUGGCUCUGACCACGACUACAGCAGUUCCAACAACCACCACAGCAGCUGUAACCACAAACACUGCAGUUCCAACAACAAACACAGGAGCACCAACCACAACUACACCAGUUCUAAAUACCACCACAGAGUUCUACCAACGACCAAUACAGUAG
Messenger RNA from Poeciliopsis prolifica (blackstripe livebearer), 1458 nucleotides. RefSeq names its product mucin-2-like. NCBI's taxonomy places the organism in Eukaryota, Metazoa, Chordata, Actinopteri, Cyprinodontiformes, Poeciliidae. The transcript has 12 exons. Bases 1 to 1458 code for a protein of 485 amino acids. The record is from RefSeq and is a predicted model, not a curated record.